CAGUAGAGGGCGCUGCCCAACAAGUUAAUCAUUGGACAGAGAGCACAAUGCCUUCUCUGGCACCGGAAACCAGGAAGCUUGGGUAGCAACAUGACAUAAACUGGCUAGUGAUGUUGUGUAACUACACGUUUUCUGCAUCACUAUGCCUGUAGAGGGUUCAGAGGACCAGGUGCCCUCCUCUCUCUCCAGCCCUGCCAGUGCUGCCCUUACCCCGGGAGGGGCAGAGGAGGAUGGGGCUAUUGGGGGCUCAGCAGUCUGCUCUUUCCCUGAAAACGGUCAGGGCUCCGAAGCUGCUGCAGCCUAUCCUGCCAACACUGGACCUGGGGAGGGCAACAGCGGUGGUAAGAGGUCUGGAGCCCUGCUGCAGAUCAACCGACAGCGUAUCCAAGCAGCAUCCGCCAGUUCUGGAGCUGAUGAACUUCAUGGUCUUGGUGUGGCUGUAUAUGACCAGGAUGUCCUUGAGCAAGGUGUCCUGCAGCAAGUGGACGAGGCAAUCCACGAGGCCAAUCAGGCUGCUGCUAAAGCGGAGGCUGAGAAGGAAUACCAGUCUGUGCUCGAUGAUGUCAGGUCCGUUACAGCGUCUCUUAAACAUAUCAACAAGAUUAUCGAGCAGCUGUCUCCUUAUGCUGCCUCCAGCAAAGAUAUCAGUAGGAAGAUUGAAUCUGUCAAACGACAAAAAGAAAACAAGGAGAAACAGCUGAAGAAAGUCAGAGCCAAACAGAAGCGACUUCAGGCCAUUCUUGGAGGAGAGGACACCCAACGAGUGGAAGCUGAGUUUUUGACGGAGGAUGAUGGAGACAAAGAAGCCGGGCCAUCCACACUGGGGAGCAUGCUCAUGCCCUCUCAGGAGACCGAAUGGGAGGAGCUUAUCCGGACAGGUCACAUGACUCCUUUUGGAACACGAAUCCCACAGAAGGGGGUAAAGAAGGAGCCUCGAAAAGUGAUGCUUGUUGAGAACUCGGCCUUUGACCAGUACUUGACGGACCAGGCCAAGUUGGCUACUGAGAGGAAGAAAGUCCCUCUUCUAAAGAAGAAGAGGAGCUCCGGACUCAGCCCUGAUGAGGAGGCCAAGGGAAAAUCCAACAGAAUUGUUUCCUCUUCUAAGGAUAAAAAAAUGAGGAAGCGCAUGCGAAAGCUCCAGAUAACUGCUCUGAAAGCCCAUACUAAGGCUCGUCCCAAGGCUGAGCCCCAGCUCCCAAAGCCAAGGAGGAAGCGUCGCACUGAGGGAGAGGAGAUAGACAGCGAGGGGUCAGAGUACCUGCCCAGUGAUGAAGGCAUAGAUCCUGACCAAGAGGAAAGAGAAGCCAUGGAGGAGGGCUUUGGAGAGGAUGAUGAAGAAGAGUAUGAGUUAAAACCAUACAAGAGAAAAACUGAAGGGAAAGGGAGGAAGAAAAUAAAGAAGAAAGAGGAGAGUGAGGAAGAAUACUGCCCUGAGAGUUCAGAUGAAGAGAAGGAUGAGAAGAGUAAAGACAAAAAAUGCAAAGAUGAUGGAGAUGUGGAGUACUACAGACAGCGAAUAAGGAGAUGGAAGCGACAACAUCUUCGAGAAAGGGAGGAGAAGAGAGAAAGAGGUGAGGAGCUUACAGAUGACAGUGAUGAAGAAUUUGAUGAAGGCUUCAAAGUACCCGGUUUCCUCUGGAAAAAACUGUUCAAGUACCAGCAGACAGGUGUGCGAUGGAUGUGGGAACUCCACUGUCAGCAGGCAGGUGGCAUCUUGGGAGACGAGAUGGGAUUGGGUAAAACCAUCCAGGUCAUCUGCUUUCUGGCUGGACUGAGCUACAGCAAACUGAGGACCAGAGGAUCCAACUACAGGUAUGUUGGUCUGGGUCCGACGGUCAUCGUGUGCCCAGCUACAGUCAUGCACCAGUGGGUAAAGGAGUUUCAUACCUGGUGGCCUCCUUUCAGAGUUGCUGUUCUACAUGAAACUGGCUCAUUCACCAGCAACAAGGAAAAGCUUAUUCCAGAGAUAGCAUCAUGUCAUGGUAUCCUGAUAACCUCAUAUUCAGCUGUGAGGAAUAUGCAAGACAUCCUGCAGCGCUACGAUUGGCACUACAUUAUACUGGAUGAGGGCCAUAAGAUCAGGAAUCCAAAUGCUGGAGUUACCACUGCCUGCAAACAGUUUCGCACUCCCCACAGGUUUAUCCUGUCAGGCUCUCCCAUGCAGAACAAUUUGAAGGAGCUGUGGUCUCUGUUUGACUUUGUCUUCCCCGGCAAACUGGGGACAUUGCCUGUCUUCAUGGAGCAGUUCUCUGUGCCGAUCACCAUGGGAGGAUACAGCAAUGCCUCACCUGUACAGGUCCAGACAGCGUUUAAGUGCGCAAGCGUGCUGAGGGACACCAUAAAUCCUUACCUGCUCAGAAGAAUGAAGGCAGACGUCAAGGCCAACCUCUCCUUACCUGACAAAAAUGAACAGGUUCUGUUUUGCAGAUUAACAGAGGAACAGCGGCAGGUGUAUCAGAGCUUCUUAGAUUCCAAAGAGGUCUACCAGAUAUUAAACGGGGACAUGCAGGUAUUCUCAGGUUUGAUAGCGCUACGUAAGAUCUGUAACCACCCGGACCUUUUCUCGGGCGGCCCCCGGAUGUUGAGGGGAAUCCCAGAGGACCAGCUAACUGAGGAGGAACACUUUGGCUUUUGGAAACGCUCAGGCAAGCUGAUAGUGGUGGAGUCACUGCUGCGUCUCUGGUUCAAACAGGGCCACAGAGUGCUGCUCUUCACUCAGUCUAGACAGAUGUUGGACAUCUUGGAGGUAUUUGUGAGGCAGAAUAACUACUUGUACCUAAAAAUGGACGGCACUACCACAAUAGCUUCCCGACAGCCCCUCAUCGCUCGCUACAACGAGGACAAAUCCAUUUUUAUCUUCUUGUUGACCACUAAAGUCGGAGGUCUGGGAGUCAAUCUGACUGGAGCCAACAGAGUCAUCAUCUAUGACCCAGACUGGAACCCCAGUACUGACACACAGGCACGGGAGCGAGCAUGGAGGAUCGGUCAGAAGCAGCAAGUGACAAUCUACAGACUGCUGACUGCAGGGACCAUCGAGGAGAAAAUCUACCACAGGCAAAUCUUCAAACAGUUUCUGACAAAUCGUGUUCUGAAGGACCCCAAACAAAGACGGUUCUUCAAGUCUAACGACAUCUAUGAGCUCUUCACCCUGUCUGACCCUGGAGCUCAGGGAACAGAGACCAGUGCCAUAUUUGCAGGUACAGGUUCUGAUGUCAAGGCACCCAAGAAACCUGAGAGACCAAGGCCAUCACACAUGGUAAACCAUGGCAGCCAUGUACAUAAACACUCCUCAGCAAACCAGAAUGAAAGUGGUGCAGACAGCAAACACUCCUCAACAAACAUUCAUGCAUUAAGAGAUGGAAACACUUCUCCGUGCAGUAAAAACUCUCAGGGUAAACCAAAUGUCCCGACAGACUGUCAAAGCACCAACCAAAAUGGUGUGGCUGUAGAGCCAAAUAUUCCAGCAAAUACACAGCAUAUAGGACAAAAUAACAGAGACUGGGAUGCAGCCAGGCCAGCAGUCAAAAACUCAAACUCAUCCAGCUCUCACCAACACAGAGACAAAGACUCUACCCUGACUAGCCCACAGAAACACAGGGAAAAGAGGAAGCACUGCGACUCAGCUGACUCAGACAAACACAAACAUAAGAAACGGAAACAUUCCCAGGAUGCUCGGUUUGAAGGCCACCGCAUCCCUCACUUGGUGAAGAAAAGGACCUAUGAGAAAGCGGAGAGGGAAGAAGAUGAAACAGGGGACCAGAAGAAAUCAGACGAUUAUGUUUUGGCAAAGCUCUUCAAGAAAUCUGGUAUCCACAGUGUGAUGCAGCAUGACACCAUCAUGGAGUCUUCCAACCCUGACUAUGUUCUUGUGGAGGCAGAAGCCAACAGGGUGGCCAAAGAUGCCCUGAAAGCCCUUAAGGUUUCUCGCCAGCAGUGCAGGCUGUCCUACAAUAAACCCCCUACACCACCUGCAAGGAAACGGUUUGGACAAAAGAAGAAUUCUCUCCUGGUUGCACCUUCUGUUCAAUCUGUCACUACUCCGAACAAAUGCAAGGAUGCUGCUAUUAUAAAGAAGUCUGUGUCAAAGAAGCCUGGUUUAGGAGCUCAUUUCAGUGGGGAGGGGCCAGAAAGUGAGUCAAACUCCGCCCCACUCUCCUCCUCCUCCCUGCUGGCCAAGAUGAGAGUCCGUAAUCACCUCAGCCUGCCCUCCAGCCAAAGAGAAGAAGCAGAGGAAGAGGAAGACGGCUCUGGAGCUCCAGGAACGAGCUCCCCCCCAGCUCCGCCCACUGAGCAUGACGAGCUGUUGGUGGAUCUGCGCAAUUUCGUAGCCUUCCAGGCCAAUGUGGACGGACAGGCCACCACCCAGGAAGUGCUGGAGUAUUUCAAACCAAGACUGACUCAGAAACAGGCGCCUGUCUUCAGAGAGCUGCUCAGGAGCAUCUGUGACUUCCACAGGACUUCUGGUCAGGAGGGCAUCUGGAGACUGAAGGAGCACUUCCGCUGAGUGAAGCACAGAUGAAAGUGGAAGAACUGACUGAACUGUGAUGCAUAUUUGAGUACUUUUCAGCUAUGAGUCUGUAGAGUACGAGCCUACAAUAUCAAGCUAUUUUUCAUUACUUUUUGUUAUGUUGUUGUUUUGUUGUUGUCCGUUACGUUGAAAUUGACAAAAAUAUUUCGGCCACAUUAUUACAAUUUGUUAUGGAAGGACCCUAUUGUAGGAAAGCCAUUUUACUGUACAAUAAACUAUUGGGUUAACUGACAAACUUGAUUAUCAGUUAAUUAUCCGUUAACUAAGUCUCACAGGGACAGUCCGUUGCAAUGUAUAAUUUGUUUCAGCUGCAAUGUGAAUCAGUUUGGCUUUUUUUGCUUUCAAGCGUUAUUGCAAUUGCUUCUGUUUCUGUUCAUCGUUGUUUGUACCUGGUUAUACUUGAAUGCACUUGUUUUGUCUUUGCCUGAAAGUUAAAACUGUAUUACCUCGGGUAAUGAUUUGCUCAGAGAUAUGUGUUGUUUGCUUUCAAAAUUUGUACCUUAACAGUCUCACUUGUGUCCGAUUUUGUAAUAUGCUUCUAUGAAAUAUAAUAGGGGAAUAGUGUGUCAUUUUGUAAAUAUGACCAAAUCACCAUAGGUUUUGGUAGAUUUUGUAAUGACUUACUUUUACUAUAUACAAAUAUAGUGUGGGUGGGGGACUUCAAACUAAUAUUCAAAUGACCUACCUCCAAUUAUUUGUGAAAAAUUGGCGAAAAGAUUUCUGUAGCUGCCAUGUUUUAUAAAAAAAAAAUAAAAAGCUGGUGUUGCA
Molecule: messenger RNA, 5296 nt
Organism: Siniperca chuatsi (mandarin fish)
Lineage: Eukaryota; Metazoa; Chordata; Actinopteri; Centrarchiformes; Sinipercidae
Gene: ercc6
Product: excision repair cross-complementation group 6
Exons: 22
Coding region: 143-4504 (1453 amino acids)
Biological process (GO): transcription-coupled nucleotide-excision repair
Cellular component (GO): nucleus
Molecular function (GO): ATP binding; ATP-dependent chromatin remodeler activity
Source: RefSeq, a predicted model, not a curated record